ACACUUUGUUCCUGCUUUCCUAGGAAUAGUUCUGGACUCUGGAGAUGGUGUGACACAUAAUGUACCUAUCUAUGAAGGCUACGCCCUGCCACAUGCUAUCAUGAGACUAGAUCUGGCUGGUAGAGAUCUCACUGACUAUCUCAUGAAAAUUCUUACAGAGAGAGGAUAUUCUUUUGUUACUACUGCGGAGCGUGAGAUUGUGCGAGAUAUUAAGGAAAAGUUAUGCUAUGUGGCUCUGGAUUUUGAGAAUGAAAUGGCUACUGCUGCUUCUUCAUCUUCUUUGGAGAAGAGCUAUGAACUUCCAGAUGGCCAAGUCAUCACAAUUGGCAAUGAAAGGUUUCGAUGCCCUGAAACUCUCUUCCAGCCAUCCUUCAUAGGAAUGGAAUCUGCUGGAGUCCAUGAAACAACUUAUAACAGCAUAAUGAAAUGUGAUAUUGAUAUCCGUAAAGAUCUUUAUGCUAAUAAUGUGCUUUCUGGAGGAACUACCAUGUAUCCUGGUAUUGGUGAUCGUAUGCAAAAAGAAAUUACAGCACUGGCUCCAAGUACUAUGAAAAUUAAAAUGAUUGCACCUCCUGAACGUAAAUAUUCUGUUUGGAUUGGAGGCUCUAUAUUAGCUUCUCUGUCAACUUUCCAGCAAAUGUGGAUCAGCAAAGAUGAAUAUGAAGAAGCUGGUCCUUCUAUUGUCCAUCGCAAAUGCUUUUGAGUAUGCUUACGAUUUACUAUAAGGGAUCCCUUGUGAUUUCUCACUAUAGAGUUUCUUAGGGAGAGAGGGCGUAUUUUAAGUUUUUCCCACUCUUCUAAACAUAUAAUAAAUGAUUUUGUCAGUUAAUUAAAUGUUGUUUCCUGGGUGCCUAAAAUAUGCAUCAGGUUUUGCAUUCCAGUAACAAGCAAAGGAGAACAAUGGCAAUUGGAAAACUAUUUCUUCAAACUCUUUUUCCAAGAAAAUAAUGUGGAUUCAGAAUUUUCCCACCACUUUUGGACAGCGAAUUCAGUAUUUUAUACUUUGUAACAGAAGGGAAGAAUAAGUGCACCAACAUUUGCUCAUACAUGAAGAAUUUAGCUAUAUAGCUUUUCAGAGAGAAUUUCAGUGAUUAUUCAUAAAAGCCUAUGAACUGGGCUGAGAUCAGAUGACUUGCCCAAGAGCAACAGGGGUUGGGGUGGGGACAAUCAUAGUUAAGCUGCUAUGACAUAAUGGAAUGCUUGCAAACAUCUGGCCAUUGAGGAGAAAAAUGUCAGGAAAUUAACAAUAAUUAAUGACUUCUGUAUCAAACUGAAACUGCUUGCUUAGAGAAAUCACUACAGAGAGAUAGCUCUGGUAUCACCAUCUUCCUAUCUCCUGCCGGCUGAAGGAACAUACUUCUUGGGAUUUGUGAUUUUGGAAAUGAAUGAAGCAACCAAAUUUUAGACUUCUUGUUUCCAGUCUAAUGAUUGCAAUUGGCAUUUCUAUUAUUUAUGUGAAUGUCUGUCUUGACACAAUGGAUACAGAAAUUGAGAAUGAUUUUGGAGGACAGUAUUUCAUCUCAGUCAUAUCUUAAAUUAUGACUAGCCCAAUCAGUGAUGUGUUUAUGCUUAAAAUUAUCAGUAGCUGUAAUUUAUUUUUUCCUUGCACUUCUGAUCUCUUUGAACUGAACAGUCAAAUUAGAGCUCCUGCUCAGGAAAUGUCAGCCCCCCAAAAAACACAAACUCCCAAGGAAUUCAGUAAGAAUAAAUACGUUUUUCAAAUAA
Messenger RNA from Python bivittatus (Burmese python), 1725 nucleotides. NCBI's taxonomy places the organism in Eukaryota, Metazoa, Chordata, Lepidosauria, Squamata, Pythonidae. The record is from RefSeq and is a predicted model, not a curated record.